GAGAUCUGUUGACCAGCGCAGAGUCAAGAAGACAAGGUGUAAAGAGCAUGAUGGAGUUUUCUGCAUCAAUGAUUUUGGCAGGGCUCAUUUUAGCUCUGCUGUGGUUGUUUAGUGUCAAGAACAGUAGGAAGCAUCGUUUGCCUCCAGGACCCUUUGCACUUCCUCUCAUAGGAAACCUGCCACAGCUGCAGAAAAAUGCACCUUUUAAAAGCUUCAUCAAGCUCAGUGAAACCUACGGCCCUCUGAUGACAUUGCACCUGGGCUGGCAGAGGACAGUUGUAUUGGUGGGAUAUGACGCAGUGAAGGAGGCUCUGGUGGACCAAGCAGACGACUUCAAAGGCAGAGGACCACUGCCAUUUCUGCUCAAGGCUACCAAGGGCUACGGUUUGGGAAUCAGUAAUGGAGAGCGUUGGCGGCAGCUGCGACGUUUCACUUUGACCACGCUGAGAGACUUUGGGAUGGGACGCAAGGGGAUGGAAGAGUGGAUCCAAGAGGAGAGCAAACACAUGAGGGCCCGCAUAGAUACAUUCAAAGGUACACCAUUUGACCCCACGUUCUUGUUGAGCCGCACUGUGUCCAAUGUGAUCUGCUGCCUGGUGUUUGGUGAACGCUUCAGUUAUGAAGACAAGAGCUUCCUAUACCUCCUCAACAUCAUAUCUGAGAUUUUAAAGUUCAACAGCAGCUUUAGGGGUCAGAUGUACAACAUCUUUCCCUGGCUCCUAGAGCAUCUGCCUGGCAACCAGCAUACUGUUUUUGCCCAGGUUGAUGAGAUGAGAGAGUUUAUCAAAAUGAAGAUCCAAGAGCACAAAGAGACACUGGACUCCAGCUCCCCGCGGGACUAUAUUGACUGCUUUCUCAUCCGAAUGAAUCAGGAAAAGGACAAUCCCACAACUGAGUUCAACUAUGACAACUUGGUCGCUACAGUGAUGAAUCUCUUCCUGGCAGGAACAGAAACCACCAGCACCACCAUCAGAUAUGCCCUCGGUGUGCUGGUCAAAUAUCCCAACAUACAGGAGAAAAUGCAGCAGGAGAUUGACACUGUGAUCACAAAAGGCCUUUGCCCAAGCAUGGAGAACAGGAAGUCCCUCCCUUUCACAGAUGCAGUCAUCCACGAGGUGCAGCGUUUUCUGGACAUUGUUCCUUUCAGCCUCCCUCACUACGCACUCCACGACAUCUCUUUCAGGGGUUACACAAUUCCCAAGGACACUGUGAUUAUUCCCUUGUUGCACUCUGUGCUGAAAGAGGAAAAGCAAUGGGCGACUCCCUGGUCCUUUAACCCCGAGCACUUCUUGGACCAAAAUGGCAACUUCAAGAAAAAUCCUGCUUUCCUGCCAUUUGCUGCAGGGAAGAGAGCCUGUGUUGGCGAGUCUCUGGCUCGUAUGGAGCUUUUUAUCUUCCUGGUGUCACUGCUGCAAAAUUUCACCCUUUCCUGCACCAAAGGCCCCGACAGUAUUAACCUCAUUCCUGAGUACAGCGGCUUUGCCAAUUUGCCUCGCAGGUACCAGAUCAUUGCCACACCACGGUGA
Epinephelus lanceolatus (giant grouper) is the source of this 1526-nucleotide messenger RNA. Its product is annotated as cytochrome P450 2G1-like. Gene Ontology annotation, biological process: xenobiotic metabolic process. Lineage: Eukaryota; Metazoa; Chordata; Actinopteri; Perciformes; Serranidae. Gene Ontology annotation, molecular function: heme binding; oxidoreductase activity, acting on paired donors, with incorporation or reduction of molecular oxygen, reduced flavin or flavoprotein as one donor, and incorporation of one atom of oxygen; iron ion binding. The record is from RefSeq and is a predicted model, not a curated record. Gene Ontology annotation, cellular component: intracellular membrane-bounded organelle; cytoplasm.